AUGCCGACGCCGGAGCAGCUCGCCGCAGCGCAGGCCGCAGCGCACGCGGCCGCGGAGGACGAGCAGGUGGGCCCGGAGGUGCCGCUGGACCUCGAGGAGACAGACGACGCGAGGGUUGCGGAGGUGCGGCGGAUCAUGGGGGUGCUUGCGCAGGCGCCAAAAGGCCCGGACGGCCAGCCGCGCGCCGAGGCGAUGGCGUACGAGGUGGUGGGCGUGGAGCGCGGGGCGAGCGCGGCGCAGGUCCGGCGGCGGUACAUGCGGUCGUCGCUGUUGGUGCACCCGGACAAGUGCGACCACCCAGAGGCGCGGGCGGCGUUCCAGGCGCUGAGCAAGGUGGCGGCGCAGCUGCAGGACGCCGAGGGGCGCGCGGUGGUCGAGGGCGCAGUGGAGGACCAGGAGAUGUGGGAGCUGGCCAAGACCGUGGCGGCCCAGCAGGAGCGCGCCGGCGCCUGGGAGCGCGUCCGUGGCGGCGGGGGCACCCCUGGCGCUGGUCUGACGGGCCCGGAACUCCCCCAGGCGCGCGACACGUGGAUGACGGACCUCCCCGCGCUCCCCACGCGCGCCGCCGGCGCAGAGGGCAUCACCUCGAAGACCGCCUUCGCGCAGAACUCGCGCGAAGUAGGCGACCGCUCCGGGUGGCUGACGGUCGGGGGAGCGGCGCCGGCCGCGCCGCCGGGCCCCGCUCCGGCAUCGCUGCCGCGCGGGGCGUACGUCAGCUCCGCAGCGCUGCGCGGGGAGCCGGAGGCGAAGGCGCCGGCGGCGAGCGGCGGCGCUGCGACAGCACGGCAGAGCUUGCUGGAGAGGCACCAGGAGGAGCUGAAGAAGCAGAAGAAGUCGAGGAAGGAGGCGGAGAAGAAGGAGGAGCGCGGGGGCAAGGCCGCGGGGGAGUCGUGGAAGGGGGUGCACCCGUGGCGGCCGUUUGACCGGGAGAAGGAUUUAGAGGCGCCGCGGCAGGGGGCCGUGCUGGACAAGGGCAAGGUGCAGGAGGGGUUCCUGUCGCGGUUCCGCAGCGCGGGGUCGUAG
Pedinophyceae sp. YPF-701 is the source of this 1023-nucleotide messenger RNA. Lineage: Eukaryota; Viridiplantae; Chlorophyta; Pedinophyceae. The record is from the annotation of a GenBank genome assembly.